UGAUUUACAGUAAUCAGAAAUUAAAUUGCUCUUUGCCUUUCUAUACCAAAAAAAUAGAACAUACCAAUACACUCGUGUCUUUUUCUAACUCAAAAGGAACAUUUCAAUGUAAUGCUAAUUUACAACUCUUCUCUGAACUAAACAAAACUGGGAUUUUGAUGUUGUUGUCGUAAUGUGCGGUCAGGUUUACGUCAUGGGUCUGGACUGUUUAGAAACUUCUGGGGGUUCAAAUUAUCCCGAGGGCCACGAACGCACCAUUAAAUUAACAUAUUUUUCUGAUGAACCAGGAUGACAUUUAUUUAAAAUUGGUUUAAAAGAGUAUAUUUAUAUCCCACUGAUGCUAAAUUGAAGGAGACAUCAAAAACGAGGCGGUAGGAGAUACAGUUUGAACGCUACAGGACAGUUAGCAUCGCUAGCUAACGGUAGACCUUAAAAGCUUAAAACGGUAACUAGCUAGUGUAUCGGCUUUUUAAUAAUUUAAAGUAGAUAUAAUAUUUAAUUCCACGGUAUUUAACUUCGUCGAAUGGAACUUUGUGAGGAUGGACAGCUUCAAAGUGGAUCCACAGAUAUAAAUGCGUGUGGAACGGAGUGUGAUGUGGUUCUCCGGGCUGGCAGCGACCAUCCCGUGAACUGCGACCCGAGAACCCUGCACAACCUGACGGCCUUAGAGAAGAGCUGCCCGCUGCCCACGCCCUGUGGCAAGGUGCAGACAGAGAUCGAGCCCCACAUGCGGAGCAUACUGGCAGUCUGGAUGUUUCAGGUGUGUGAGGAGCAGAAAUGUGAAGAAGAGGUGUUCCCAUUGUCGGUGUAUUUGCUGGACUGUUACCUGAGCCGCUUCGCCACUGAAAAGUCCAACCUGCAGCUUUUAGGAUCUGUUUGCAUGUUCCUGGCCUCCAAAAUGAGAGAGACUGUCCACCUGACGGCCAGCACGCUUUGCAUCUACACAGAAAACUCCAUUUCAGUUUCAGACAUCCUGCAGUGGGAGGUGGAAGUCGUGUCCAGGUUAGACUGGUGUCUGGCGUCUGUGGUACCCUCUGACUUCCUGGAGCCAGUCCUGCACGCUCUCCCCUUUGUUCAGCCCCACCACUUUCCUAACAUGCGCAGGCAUGUUCACUCCUACAUUGCUCUGUCAGUCACUGACGGCAGGUUUUCAGUGUACUCUCCCUCCACUGUUGCAUGUGCCUGUGUGAGCAUUGCCACACAGAGGCUACAGUUAUCGGACUCCUCUGAUUCAGUGAUGACGUUUUUGGCCAACCUUUUGGUCAUUGAUCUGAGCCCUGUCCUCCUCUGCUAUGAGCAACUGGGCAUUGUGUUGGAGCUCAGCCUACCCUCUGGUUUCCAGGCAAGUGUUAGCAGAUCAGGAGCAAACAGCUCAGAGAUCAGCUACACCCCUGCUGUCUUUCAGGAUGCUGUAUUGACACCAGUGACAUCUCCCCAGGAAAUCCAUCUCAAACACUCCUCCCUGAUAUGACAGGCUAAAAUGAAUUAUAGAUGCAAGUACAUGUGCAUGUAGAAGAAAGAGCCUAAAUAUCAAGAUAAAUGUUUCUAAAUGCCAUUUCUCUUUUAUCAUAGUUUUUUCCAAGUUCCUUCUGCGACAUGUAGAGCUUUUACAGUUUGAGAUUGCUUUUGUUAUAUCUACUUUUAAAAUAUAUAUUUAGCAUUAAUCUUGAUUAAUUGAAAAUGUAAUAAAAUCUUCAUAUCUGGACAGUUCUAAUGAUUGUGAAAAUAUGUUUUAUGCAUGGUUUCAACAUAUUCAAAUCCCUUGUGGCUUUUAUCAAUAUUCGGCAACAUAAAAGAUGUAAUAAAACAAUGUCCAGCUU
Molecule: messenger RNA, 1820 nt
Organism: Notothenia coriiceps (black rockcod)
Lineage: Eukaryota; Metazoa; Chordata; Actinopteri; Perciformes; Nototheniidae
Gene: ccnd3
Product: cyclin D3
Exons: 5
Coding region: 524-1471 (315 amino acids)
Source: RefSeq, a predicted model, not a curated record